Messenger RNA from Ipomoea triloba (trilobed morning glory), 1809 nucleotides. Its product is annotated as glycerol-3-phosphate acyltransferase ATS12, chloroplastic-like. The coding region runs from base 154 to 1515 and encodes 453 amino acids. The transcript has 13 exons. Lineage: Eukaryota; Viridiplantae; Streptophyta; Magnoliopsida; Solanales; Convolvulaceae. The record is from RefSeq and is a predicted model, not a curated record. Gene Ontology annotation, biological process: glycerophospholipid metabolic process. Gene Ontology annotation, molecular function: glycerol-3-phosphate O-acyltransferase activity.
AUCGGAGCAUCAACAGACAGCGGCUUGACUGCUGAAGGCUCGGCCCCACAACCGAAAAGCACGUUUUAUAUAUACACACACUCUUUGUUUCCACUCACACGCCACCGCACCGCCUCUCAUGUCCGUUUCCUUCUUCCCGCAAACAACGGGGCCAUGGUGAUCCUUUCAGUUCACGCUUCUUCUUCUAGCCUCUACAGUAUAACAGCUGCACAGCCGUGGAUUUCAUCCUCUUCGUUGUCAAUAGCUUGCUCGUGCUCGACCUUGAAGCAGAGCGGCGGUGUUCGAAGCUUGCGCUCCUCCGCGGUCUUCUGCGACGCGAAGGCGGUAGUUAUGGCGGAAAUGGUGGAGGAGAAGGAGAAGAAGAAGGAAUCUGCCGCCGGCGCCGCCACGGCGGUGUCGGCUUCCGCUAGCUACGAGCUUCGUAGUUUCCUCGAUGCUCGUUCAGGUGAAGACCUACUUUCUGUUGUUCAAAGGGAAGCAGAAGACGGAAAACUGCCACAAAAUGUUGCUCAAGGGAUGUUGGAACUAUAUGAAAAUUAUCGAAAUGCAGUCUUAAAAACUAAAGAUCCUAAAGCAGAUGAGAUUGUCCUGUCCAACAUGGUUGUUGCAUUUGAUCGUAUUUUCCUUGAUGUGAAGGAUCCUUUUGAGUUCUCACCUCAUCACAGAGCAAUUCGAGAACCAUUUGACUACUAUGUGUUUGGCCAAAAUUACAUUCGUCCUUUAAUUGACUUCAGGAACUCUUAUGUGGGAAAUAUUUCUCUUUUCACUGAAAUAGAAGAAACAGUUCAGAAGGGUGAAAAUGUAAUUUUGAUCUCCAAUCAUCAAACUGAAGCAGAUCCUGCAGUUAUUGCAUUGUUACUGGAUUCAACACAUCCAUAUCUUGCUGAGAACAUGAUCUAUGUGGCUGGAGAUAGAGUAAUUACUGAUCCUCUUUGCAAACCUUUCAGCAUUGGGAGGAAUCUUCUAUGCGUGUAUUCAAAAAAGCAUAUGGGUGAUGUUCCUGAACUUAUUGAGAUGAAAAAGAAAGCAAACACAAGAAGUUUGAAAGAGAUGGCUGUGCUUUUAAGGGGAGGAUCGAAAAUAAUAUGGAUUGCACCAAGUGGUGGGAGAGACCGUCCAGACCCUGUAACUCAAGAAUGGUCUCCGGCACCCUUUGAUCCUUCCUCAGUGGACAAUAUGAGAAGGCUUGUCGAACACGCUGCUGUUCCUGGUCAUAUAUAUCCACUAGCGGUACUAUGCAAUGACAUUAUGCCUCCGCCUCCUCAGGUUGAGAAAGAAAUUGGAGAGAAAAGAGUUAUGUCCUUUCAUGGAGUUGGAUUAUCUGUGGCCCCCAACAUCAAUUUUCAUGAAGUUGCUGAUAGUAUUAAAGAUCAUGAAGAGGCUAAGAAUGCUUACUCAAAGGCCCUUUUCAAUUCUGUAAACCAGCAAUACAAGGUGCUAACAUCUGCCAUUCAUGGGGAACAAGGGCUGAAAGCAUCUACUACUACUGUAUCAUUGUCACAGCCAUGGCAAUAGUUUCAUAUUACCCUCGUUUUGCUUCACAAUCAGGCUAAACCAAUUAUUUGACACGGCUGUACAGAUCCCCAACACUCGGGAACGCUGGUAAUUUCUGGUUGUGAAUAUUUUUGAAGCAUUUGUAUUUGUGUAACUUUACCAGAUUUAAGUUGUAGUUCUUGUGAUAGGCAAGCUAGAUGAGAAAUCAUAAUAUAAAUUGUAUUUGUGUAAAUAAACAAUCCUUAAUUUGUUUGUGUAGAAUGGUUACUGCGUGGUGAAAGCGUAUUUGGUAUCUGACUCUUUUUUGGCUUGGCA